AUGAGCCUACCAGAAUACGUGACACGUUUCUUUUCUCCCAAUACAGGACAAACUCCUGCUCAGACACGUGAAGGGACCAGAGUACCAGUGGAGACCCUACAUUCCGACGCAUCCAGCGCAGGCAUGCUGAGUUGCAAGGGAGACAGCGAAGAUGCCCCAGAUUCAGACCAUGAUGCGACGCUUUCGGAUGGAGCCCCUUCAAGGAAUCCUCAAGGACCACCACCCGACACCGAGCCAGAAGAUACAGAACCUGAAGAUCAAGCUGAGUUCACCGAUCAUGAAGAGGAAAAAGAGGUCCCACUCAGCGCUUGGGUCCAUCUCACAACAGACCACUGUCGAGUUGAAUGUGUCGGACCUACGACAAACAGCAAGCAAGACAAGAUCAUAUGUGGGAAGCUGAAGAACAAGUGCCGACUCCGGCUCCACAAAGAACGUCGAAGCAGUGGCGAACGAGCAGCCCCACGUUGGUACGAAGGAGUCCCAUCCACCAAGGACAUUGACAAGGAAACGGGAGAAUUUAUUGUUCAUGGCCAACAAUAUGGUUAUUGUCGGACCGAGAAGGAAAUGGACGAGCAUCUCAACCAAGCCUCCAAUGAGGUGCUAUCCAUCCCGGAUGUCAAUACUAGCGAAGUGGAAUCUGAGGGGCAGUUCUUGGACGUCUCGGACGACAACGAUCAAGACGACCCUGACCGGAUCAAUGAGAUGAUCGCUGUGAUCGAAGAGGCAAAGUUGAAGAAGCUGAAAGCGGAGAAGGCAAGACUUGUUGGGAUAUGA
Molecule: messenger RNA, 774 nt
Organism: Cylindrotheca closterium
Lineage: Eukaryota; Bacillariophyta; Bacillariophyceae; Bacillariales; Bacillariaceae
Source: the annotation of a GenBank genome assembly